Penicillium brasilianum is the source of this 1107-nucleotide messenger RNA. NCBI's taxonomy places the organism in Eukaryota, Fungi, Ascomycota, Eurotiomycetes, Eurotiales, Aspergillaceae. The record is from the annotation of a GenBank genome assembly.
AUGUCGCAUACGGAAACUGCAGCAGAGGACGUCUGUGCCUUUGUCGGCGCGAAGCGCUUCCACAAUAGCCUCUGCUUCCACAGCGAGACCGUGCAGAAAUCAAUCCGCGUCACGUUCGCGACUGCGGGCUGUCAAGAGCCCGGAACCCCGACUAUCCUUUUCGCAGGCGGACUUUACGGCGGACGCUGGAAUGCGCUUUGGAUCGAUCAUCUUUGCCAGCAGAAGCGCGUUCGUGUCGUUAUUCCCGAUCGGCCGGGGCUAGGGGGUUCGACUCCAGUCGCACUAAGGCAGCGCAUCCCCGUUUGGUUGGAGAUGGUUCCAGUCCUGCUCCAGCACCUCGAGGUGGAGACCGUGACACUAGUUGCGCACAGCAGCGGGGCCAUCUAUCUGUUUAACACGCUAUACCAUCUCCCGCAUACCCUGGCAGCGCCGGCCCCGACGGUUCAUCUCAUCUCGCCCUGGGUCCACCCGUCCAAAUCGGGUGCCAAAAUGCUCACCAUUGUCAGCGCGAUGCCCGCGGGCCUGGUCAGCGGCUGGAACAAGAUGACCUCCUUUCUCGUGAACCGGCUCAUGCCCUCGUCGGCGCCUACAUUGAAGGAGAAGGCCAAGUCGAAGAAGAACGCAAAGGGGGAGAACGCGGCAGGCAAUGACUUAGACACCGACGAGGCGACGCUACUUGAGACAUGCGGGCUGACACCGGCCACCAAACAGCCCACGCGGGACUACUUUGUCAAGAUGUUCUUUGAGGAAGAUACUAGCGGAGUCGCUGAAGAGGCCAAGCUAGGGCUGAGGACGAGUGGAUCCCAGGUGUCGUGGGGGGUCUGUGAUGACUACGAGGAAUUCGUAGGAGAGCUGGCGCGGAAAGUCGCCGAAGAUGCGCGAUUUAGCUCGCUCCGCGUGGCCGGCUACUUUGGCGAGAAGGAUGGGUACGUGGGGAAAGGGGGUGUGCAGUACUUCCGCAAAAUGUGGGAAAGCAGCGACUCCGUUAUCUACGCAGAGAUCCACGAGGUCCCCAACAUGAAUCACGACGAUCUGGCACUGCCCGAGCAUGGUAUCUUAGGCCAGAUCUUCGACGUGGCCAGUGGUGGGACCGGGGGCCCCGCUUGA